Exophiala xenobiotica is the source of this 6988-nucleotide messenger RNA. RefSeq lists its product as uncharacterized. Bases 280 to 5883 code for a protein of 1867 amino acids. Lineage: Eukaryota; Fungi; Ascomycota; Eurotiomycetes; Chaetothyriales; Herpotrichiellaceae. Gene Ontology annotation, biological process: proteasome assembly. The record is from RefSeq and is a predicted model, not a curated record. The transcript has 2 exons. Gene Ontology annotation, molecular function: molecular adaptor activity. Gene Ontology annotation, cellular component: cytoplasm; nucleus.
GAAUUGCCGCUUCUAGAUGACGAAGUCUAUGUUGCCUCUCUCUUGGUGAUUGCUAUAUCUUCGUGGCCGACAGGUGAUACUGUGAUCAUCCACGUUACUCGUUGCACCACUGUCAAGUCCGCAUCCCGAUCAUUUCGGUCUUUGUAAUCUGCAUUGAUGUUAUUUGGCGAUAUUCAAAGCUGUCGACCUUGGAGAGCCUGACGAGCAGAAGUCGACAUCAUCGGAGCUGGGUUCUUGAUCAUGCAGCAAUCGAAGUGAUCAGAUAUCACAGUUUCAAUCAUGGCCGACUGGAUAACACCCGCCGACCCGGAUCGGGAGUACAACUUGAUCUCCCAGCUUGAGUUGCGAAUCGCUUCGGCAUCUACAGAUGAGAAGUUCGAGUUGGUACUACAAAAGUUCCUUCCAGCGCUUCUGCUCAAACUUGCAACUUCUGUGCCGAAGAACCGAGAACUAGCUACGAAAGUAUGCACUUAUGUCUAUCAACGGCUGAAAAUCAAUUCCCAGAUUCAAUUGCCAGUUGCAGCAGUGGUCAAGACAUACUCAGAAGCUAGGAUUGCAGGCGUCGUACAAUUCGGCCUCUUAUUCAUGACCUUGGGCCUACCACGAUUGAAGCCUGAGCAAGCCACCGAGGCCCUACCCUCGGUCUUGCGAUCUGUCAUACCGAAGCACAAUGAGUAUGAUAGUGAUCAGCGAAAGGCAUGGGCUCUUGUGUUCAAUUACUUCCUCGACGUCCUCCGGAAAUGGAAAGUACCUGAGCGAGGAAGCCCGGAUGAACAGGCCUUGAAAGACGAUUUUGCUCUCACGCAGGUCCAGACAGACCAUCUCGCCUGGAGAAUAGGCGAUUGGAUCCUUCACGAUCCUAGGAAUCCCUCAAACCCUGGCAGUGCAGACUUUCAAGCGGUAUAUGACACGAAUUACAAACGACGAUCCGAAGUUAUUCCCCCUCUCGCAAAGUUUCUGUUCACUUCGAUCUUCAAUGACCAGCAACGCUUUAUUCCUACUGUCAUCAUGUCUGUUGAUGCUAACGCCUCUGCGGCCAGCAUGAGCGACGUCAUGUUCAAACAAUGCGACUUCGACCUAGAAGAUGAGCAGAACGUUGAAGCGCUCUUUGCCCUCCACGACGGUGCCCCGACAAAGCUGCGGACCAGAAUCCUGACGCUUCUGUCCCGAAGCCAAAAAUCUACGAAGCGUCCAAAGAAAGUCAUGGAUCUUGUUCGGCAAGAGCUCGAUCCCUUGAGACUCAACAACGGAUCAGCGCCCAGCGCCCUCGAGAAAUCUAAGCUUCACGCGGCUUUGUUCUCCUACUUGAUGUGGGUGGUACGUGUGGGCCCGCAACUCGGCGACAUGGGCAUUGAAAUACAAAAUCUGAUGAAAGAAUACGUGGAAUCACAAGGUUGGCCAGUUAUGCAAGAUCGCUCAUCGGCGGCGGAGAUCGAGCUCCGUGGCAAAGCCUAUGAGAGUAUUGGACUGCUGGCUGUCAAGAAGGAAACGCCCAAGGACGAAGAAGCCAACAAGCGCACACUUGACCUCAUCACAUGGUUGUUUGCGAGCUUGGGUUGCGACACGACUAAUGGCAUCAGAAGCAGCAUCGAAGAGUCCAUCGGCCGCAUCAUGAACACAGUCUCCAGCCUCGACCAAUCUUCCCUUAUUCGUCUGAAAGACCUUCUUCUUUGGAAUGUGCUGGCCGCACCUGGACAGGAGGAUCCAACAUACUACUUCACGAUUGUCAACAGCACGAAGUACCCUGCUGUCAGAUUCGCGAACAAGUGUCUGCCUUUCAGUGAUGUCGACGCACGACUCAUGGACGUCGUGGCUCUGGCCACGUCAGACAGGCGAGAAAUCGCAGAGGAAGGUCAUCGGGGCCUCGAUCCGUACUGGCACGCAUCGAAUACACGGCUGAUCAGCGGGUUGUCCGACGAGGAGCAGCUGGCAUUACCUGCUUACCAAGACUUGGUCGAGCGAUUCUUCAAGGCACCAGCAGAUCAGAUGAAAUGCUAUGACAAUCCGUCAGUUCUGGCCGCGGCCGUGACGUUCUGUCGGAAUGUCCUUGUCUGCGAUGCACUGAAAGAUACAGCACACCGGCCUCAGGAGUCGACAGACUGGAAGCGGAGCAUUGAUGCUCUGGUUAGCAACGAUAAACAUGCAAGACAGAAGAUUCGAGGUCAUCUUCAAAAUAUGGACACGGAGGUCCAAAUCCUCUUACUUCAAGCAGCACUAGCUGGAGCAUCCAAGAGCUCUGCAGAGUGUUGGGAGAUUGCGUUGGAGUUGUUGUCUUUGACCUCGAACCAUGUCCUGCCUCAAGUGCGCGAAAUAGGUCUGGCUGCCGCAUCCAGUGUGGCCUCGAAACCGGGGUUGCAGCUUCGAGCCGCUCGAGUCUUUGGAAUCAUCGCCUCCGCCACCGACGACGCGGAGCCACUUGCCGCCUCUGAGCUGGAGCAAUGUCAGGCAUGGAAAUCAUCAGUGGGCGAACAAGCCAACAGGAUUCAAGGACAUAUCUUACGAGCUUGUUUCUGCUCGACGAGAAAGUCGCUAAGAGAGAAAACGACCGAGUCAAGUUCCAGUCUGCUACACCUCACACGGCUUGUAUGUGACAUCAUUGAAUCAUCACCAGACAAGUCUCUAAAGGACACCGCAUAUCGAUGCCUGCGUCAACUUGCUCUGUGCAGUCCUUCUUCGAAUAAAUUGCCAACAGAUAAUGAACUGCUCAAUCCCCUGAUAGCUGAUGCGAAAAAGGAAAGCGAAAUCGCCAUCUCCGCUCUCGGACCGCUGCUAGGAAUUUUGCAUACCAAAGUGUCAACCUCCGAUUUUGAAGCAUUAUUCAAUCGCGUUCUUGCACUUCAUGAGGUCAAACGUGCAGAGUUCCACUUUGCGCUCGGAGAGUCGCUUGCCGUGGCAUGCUCUGGUUUCAGCUCAUCGUCAACGAUGACGGAAUUUGACCUCGAUGCAGACCUGCCAAGUUGGGGACCAAAUGAAGAGCUGAUGGCCAUGAUCAUGGACCGAGUAGUUGAGAACUGCAAGACCACUAAACCAGCCCUGAAAAAGGCAGCGGCGAUAUGGCUCCUAUGUCUGAUCCAAUAUUGUGGCGAAGCGGCGCCGAUAAAAACAAAGCUGCGCGAAUGCCAAGCUACAUUUGCUCGACUUCUCAAUGACAGGGACGAGAUUGUGCAAGAGACCGGCUCGAGAGGUCUCAGUCUCGUCUACGAACGCGGCGAUAAGCAGCUCCGAGACGAUCUCGUCCGAGAUCUGGUGCAGACGUUUACUGGCAGCAAUGCUAAAAUGUCCGGCACGGUCAACGAUGAUACGCAAUUGUUUGAGGCAGGCGCCCUGCCGACUGAGAAAGGGGAAUCUGUCACGACAUACAAGGAUAUCGUGCGUCUUGCCACAGAAAUGGGGGAUCCAAGUCUAGUGUACAAGUUUAUGAAUUUGGCGUCAAACAAUGCCAUCUGGUCCAGUCGCGCGGCGUUUGGUAGGUUUGGACUCGGCAACAUCCUGGCUGAAUCAAGUUACCUGGCCGAGAACAAGAAGUUCUAUCCAAAGCUGUUUCGGUACCGAUUUGACCCGAACCCAAAUGUCCAGCGGUCGAUGAACGAGAUCUGGCGGGCGUUGGUCAAAGAUCCUAGCGCUGUCAUCAAUGAUAAUUUCAACCUUAUCAUGGAAGAUUUGUUGAAGAGCAUCGUGUCUGGCAAAGAAUGGCGUUCCAGAGAGGCUAGCUGUGCUGCAAUAGCUGACCUCGUGCAAGGUCGAGAAAUCGAAAGACUUGAAAAGUACCUUGACGACAUCUGGAAGGUGGCGUUCAAAGUUCUGGACGAUGUCAAGGAAACUGUUCGCCUAGCUGCGAUGAAGUUAUGCAAAACGCUCACGAGUAUGUUGAUCCGCAAUCUUGAAGUGGGAGAUGGAAACACCAAGCGCUCCGCGACGAUGCUCGAUCACGCCAUGCCUUUCCUGAUACAGCAGAUGGAUGGCGGAGCAGGACAAGAUGUUCAGCAGUAUGCCAUCGUGACACUAUUGGAGAUUGUCAAGAAGUGUCCGCCCAAGGCUCUGCGUUCGUAUGCACCGCAAAUUUUGGAGACACUUGUGGUCUCGCUCAGCUCCCUCGAGCACGAAAGUAUCAAUUAUUUGCAUCUGAACGCGGACAAGUAUGGCUUGACAACGGAAAAGCUUGACAAGAUGAGAGUGUCGAGCAUCAACGCCUCGCCCGUCACAGAAGCAAUCGAGCGGUGUCUAGAGAGUAUCACAAUGCGGGUGGAAGCUCCCGAGCCGGCGCCAGACGCCAUGGAGGGAGUAGUGUCGAUGUCAAAAGCAAGCGCGAGCCCGUCACCAAUGGACGACGCCAUGCAAAGACUUGUUAAUGCUUACCGAGCAGCAAUAGGGCUGCCAUCCAAAGUCGGCCUCAGCAGAGUAAUGAUCACUCUCGUUGUCCGCCACCCGACUGCGUUUCGGCCAUAUGCAGACAAGUUCAUCCAACUGACGCGAAAGCACAUUCUUGAUCGAAACGCCACUAUCAGUGUGGCGUUCAGCACCUCCCUGGGAUACCUCAUGAGGUUGGCCUCGGAAAAGGAGAUUCAUGCCACCAGCGAGUACGCUCAGAAGCUGUACUUCGAGUCACAGGAACUAGUGCACCGGUCUGUGGCGGGCGAGAUCAUUCAAGCGAUCUCUAAAGCAGCCAACGAUGUCUUCAUGAAUUCAGCUACGCUCUUCCUUCCCUUUGCCUUUAUUGGCCGUCAAGACACCGACAAAGAGGUGAGAGAACGAUUUGAUAUUCCGUGGAAAGAGAACAUUGGCGGCGCCCGUUCGAUCAACCUGUAUUUGAUCGAGAUAGUGAGCCUGAUUUCAGCACACAUCAAGUCUCCACUCUGGCCUAUCAAACAUGCAUGCUGCUUCGCUGUUGCCUCUGUGGUGUCUUCGAUGGAAUCCAUUGAGAAGUACUCCCACCAAACUGCUGAGCUUGUUUGGGGGUUGGUCCAGGACGCACUAGACGGUAAGACCUGGGCAGGAAAAGAAAAAAUCAUCGAGGUGUACCCGAAGUUCGUACAGCAAGCGCAGUCACUGUGGAAUGACGGCAAAGUGAGCCAGCAAAUGAAGAAGAUUGCAAUUCGCGAAGCCAAACGCACCAAUAUCGCGUACCGACCGUAUGCCAUUGAGUCGCUGGGGGACUUUGCCUUCGUUCGAAAGGAUUUGGAUUUAGCCGUCGAGAUGGUGCCAUAUCUGGCGGACACCCUGAACGAGCUAACGGACGAGGAUGCGAUGGACGUUGACGAAACUAGCGGCAAGACCUUCGAAAACAGAACGGUCGCUGAAGCCAGCGCAAGCGCCAUUGUUUCGUGCCUGUUCAAGAUCCUCGCAUCGCAGCCCAAUGUCGAGGUUCUGGACCAUGCUACCGAAAUCAUACACAAAGCUCAAGCCAUGCGAUCAAGCAUCGUCGAUUUGGCGAUGUACGAAAAAGCAAAAUUUUUCGUUGUGAAAUGGCCGAGCCAGCAAAAGAUUGAUGGUGUUGACAUUGAAAUGAAAGGCUUUCAGAAGGAGAAGGAAAAUGAAAAUGCCUCAGCCACACUAGCCUCAAAUUGCGCACCAGCCUCAGCAGGGAAUGAAAAUGAUCCGGAAGUGGCCGCCAAUCAGGUUGGUGAGGUUGCGUCCAGGGGUGCUUAUGAGCGAUUUGAGGCGCUGAUCUUAACGGUGCUCUCCGCCGAUGAUGGUCGCCAAGUCUCCGAGACGGAAAAUCUGCGCAAAGAACGUGUGGCUUUGGCCCUUGCCUUAGCUGGAAGAGGCAGCCGGCUAUCUGCACCGUUAGCGGCGAUCCUGGACGCUUGGUCUCAGACAGAACGGUCCAGGCCUUUACGUGAAGACAUCGAGCGUGCUCGGCUGUUGACUCAGGGACGUGUCUAACUCCGCACGCAAGCUAGGGAAUGGAGGAAUUUUCCCUCAAACGAGCGGUGAGGAAUGUAUCUGUCUGUGCAGGUUUUACGAGUAGAUGGUGCUCGCGAGACAGUGGGCACCUGGACAGACCUCGCCACGCUGGCCGUGACUUGCCGUGCUUGCUUAGAACGAGAGGUGCAGGUUGACAGCUGUAGGGCUGCAGCAAGUGGUGCACCGAUUGACGCUUUAAGUCCUGGCAACGAUAAUUUCCCGAAGUCUAGAGACUCCCAGUUCAACGGACACUCUUCCUGUUGGUGCGGUGUGCAGCGGUGUGUCACUGACGAUCAUUGAAACGGACACUGACGGAUUGGAUGUGGUCAUUUAGCCUGCGCUAUCCGGCAGGACUUUCAGGCGGCAUUGAGACAGUCAGACCAUGGCCACUUAUUUGUGGAGGAUGUUCUUAUCCGGUAUGGAGUGACCCUGCAGGGUCUGCGCAACAUCGAGGGCCUCGUGUUUUUGAUGAAUCCCCACAAAAGCCAAUCUCGAACCUCGAAAUGCAUGAAGUUUUCAGCUCGGCUAGGGUAGGGUCGCCAGGCUCGAUGAGUUUCAAUCGCCGCUGUUCAAAAGGAGACUUGAAGUGACCACGCGUGAGAGCGCACGACAAAGCCUUUGCGCGGUUCCACUCUUCCGCCCGGCCCAGGGAUGUAGGAGCAGAGACAACGCUGGAUAAGGAGACCGUUCUCGGAUCUCGAAAACGUGGCUUUCUGCUGUGGGGUUGUGCAUGACGAUCUGGGAGCAGGAAGGUUCCGACGGCAGGCAUCUGAAGGAGCAAAGAAUAAUACUAUGUAAUAGGGGACUACUGACCAAGAGCCAACGCUGGUCGAGGAGACCAGGGUGAAAGGCGCAGGGAUGGUGGCAUGAAAGGAUGGUGUGUGCGGAACAGAGACGCAGAGACAACUGAGAGAGUCUGAGACUAGGCAAAUGAAGUGGCCAAAUAGUGGAGUUCGGCUGUUUCCUCGGCCAAACAGAUUUUCCGUUCCCGAAGGCCCUUUUCGAGGCCGGACCUUUCAGCGUCCCCGUUGUUCUUCUUCUACCAUACCAAACCCUCCCUGGUAGAUACUAAGGAGAAUUCAUG